Molecule: messenger RNA, 2054 nt
Organism: Ogataea polymorpha
Lineage: Eukaryota; Fungi; Ascomycota; Pichiomycetes; Pichiales; Pichiaceae
Product: 26S protease regulatory subunit 6B
Exons: 1
Coding region: 60-1313 (417 amino acids)
Biological process (GO): proteasome-mediated ubiquitin-dependent protein catabolic process
Cellular component (GO): proteasome regulatory particle, base subcomplex
Molecular function (GO): proteasome-activating activity; ATP hydrolysis activity; ATP binding
Source: RefSeq, a predicted model, not a curated record
UGCCACCGGUUAGAGUGUAACAAAAACUUGAGUCUCCUUAUAACAAUAAACAUACUAGCAUGGAAGAAAUUGGUAUCUACCCAACACACACCCCUGGUAUUGGUCAGCCUGUCGAAAGUAUAAACUCGAAUGCCAAUGGGAAUGCCAAUAAGAAUGGCACAGACGUUUACUUGAAGCUGAAGAAGCUGGAAAAGGAAUUGCAACUUCUCAUGUUGCAAGAAGACUACAUCAAAGAUGAACAGCGCCACCUGAAGCGAGAACUGAUCAGAGCACAGGAAGAAGUGAAGAAAAUCCAGAGUGUUCCUCUUGUCAUUGGACAGUUUUUGGAACCUAUUGAUCAGCAAACGGGUAUUGUUUCGUCGACUACUGGAUCCAACUACGUGGUUAGAAUUGUGUCGACGUUGGACAGAGAGCUUUUGAAGCCUUCGGCCUCUGUUGCGCUUCACCGUCAUUCUAAUGCCCUUGUGGACAUUUUACCACCAGAGGCAGAUUCCUCAAUAUCGAUAGUGGGAGAGAACGAAAAACCAGACGUUACAUACAACGACGUGGGAGGAUUAGACAUGCAAAAACAAGAAAUCAGAGAGGCUGUGGAGUUGCCUCUCACGCAAGCAGAUCUGUACAAGCAGAUUGGUAUAGAUCCUCCUCGAGGUGUCCUUCUAUAUGGUCCCCCAGGUACAGGUAAGACCAUGCUGGUCAAGGCCGUUGCCAACAGCUCUACCGCUUCAUUUAUUAGAGUGAACGGCUCGGAAUUUGUGCAAAAGUAUCUUGGAGAAGGUCCUAGAAUGGUGAGAGACGUUUUCAGACUGGCCAGGGAAAACUCGCCAUCUAUUAUUUUCAUUGACGAAAUCGACGCAAUUGCCACAAAGAGAUUCGAUGCCCAGACAGGUGCGGACAGAGAGGUGCAAAGAAUCUUGAUAGAGCUUCUUACGCAGAUGGAUGGAUUUGACCAAUCCACCAAUGUCAAGGUCAUCAUGGCCACUAAUAGACCCGAUACGCUGGACCCGGCUCUUUUGAGACCUGGAAGAUUAGACAGAAAGAUCGAGUUUCCCUCGCUAAGAGACAGAAGAGAGAGGAGGUUAAUUUUCAGUACAAUUGCAGCCAAGAUGUCACUUUCCCCAGAGGUGGAUCUGGAUUCGUUAAUUAUGAGAAAUGAGCCACUGAGUGGAGCUAUCAUAGCUGCCAUUAUGCAAGAAGCUGGUCUCCGUGCAGUGAGAAAGAACAGGUAUGUUAUCUUACAGAGCGAUUUGGAAGAAGCGUACACGGCACAAGUGAAGACAGGAAAUGAAGUCGAUAAGUUUGAGUUCUAUAAAUAAGCAGUGAAAUUGAAGAUUCCGAUGCCUGGUUUGAAGGUUUCCCAUCCGUACUUAUCGAAUUCAAAAUGAUCCAUAUUAUAAUGCCACUUAUAGCUCCAUAUCUCAUGAUAACGGAGACUACUGUUCUUGAAGUUAAGCAUGGCGUUCUGUGGAGCUAUGAGAAGUACGUGUCCGUUAGCUUCUGUAAUGUCAGAUAGCAAUGGCUCGAGGGACUCGUACUCAUAGCCCAUGCAGUCUAUCACAAAUGGAGACGUCGCAUUUCUUGCUCUAUUUGCAAAGUCCGGCUCAUCUUUGUUGAUAUAUGAUAAUGAACCAUUUUGUAGGAACCAUGUUGGGGGCUUGUAUGUUCUCCAGAACACAAAGUUUCCUGAGUGAUGCUGCAGCUCUUGCAUAGCUGGAAUAACGCCUCCCUGAUGCAAUUUUCCCAUGAAAACCAGCAUUCCUAGGUUGAAUGGAAUCCAAAGCAUCAACAGCACUUUCUUGAUUGUGGACCUUGAUAUGUCAACGCAGCUGGCCCAUAAUGGCACCAUAGGAAUGAGGAAACGAAGCUCUUGGUGUGGAACAAGGCUCAAUACUAUCAUUCCCGAUGCCACUGUCAAGAACGACGUAGACUUGAUGUUUUUUGUCGUGAAUGGAAACACUAGGAAUAUCAGCGGGCCAAACAUGGUUGGAUAGUUCACGAGUACGUGCUGGUAGUAUGGAUGCAACCCGUGUUGUGCCAGAUUAGAGAUCUUGCUGUUG